This is a messenger RNA of Salvelinus fontinalis (brook trout), 13642 nucleotides long. Its product is annotated as disks large-associated protein 2-like. Gene Ontology annotation, cellular component: glutamatergic synapse; postsynaptic specialization. The record is from RefSeq and is a predicted model, not a curated record. NCBI's taxonomy places the organism in Eukaryota, Metazoa, Chordata, Actinopteri, Salmoniformes, Salmonidae. Gene Ontology annotation, biological process: signaling. Gene Ontology annotation, molecular function: molecular adaptor activity. The coding region runs from base 68 to 3265 and encodes 1065 amino acids. The transcript has 12 exons.
GCAGUAUUCAUGGUCUCCUUCUCAGCACUUCGAUGAAGACAGCUACUCCCCUCCUCCACCCAGGAACAUGAAGGCUCUAUCGGGUGGCCGGCCCAGCCAGCUCCAGAUCACCUCAGCUCACACCUGCGGCCUGGCCGACUGCGACCACUCCCUGGACCACCAUGAGUCCCGCACCCCCUCAUACCUCCUCAGCCCCACAGAGAGCUGUCUCAUGGAGCACCACCGCUGCUCCCCCCGUAGCUCCAUCCACUCUGAGUGCAUGGCGAUGCCAGUCUCUAUGGCCAACACAGACCACUCCAUCUCCAGCAGUACCUUUCCCAGGAUGCACUACAGCUCCCACCACGACAGCAGCGGGUCGCGGGACGGUGGUAGUAAAGGAGGAGAAGGAGGAGGUGUUGGCUGUGGAUCACGGGAUCGAGAUGAGUGUGGCUCAUCGCAUGGCGGUAGCGGUAAGAUGAACAGAAUCCCAGCCAACCUGCUGGACCAGUUUGAGAAGCAGCUUCCGUUACACCGUGAUGGCUUCCACACAUUGCAGUACCAGAGGGCAUCCACCACCACUACGGAGCACCGCAACGAGAGCCCUGGGAGGAUCCGACACCUGGUACACUCAGUCCAGAAGCUCUUCACCAAGUCCCACUCCCUGGAGGGCUCGUCCAAGAUGAACGGAACCAAGGGAGACUCGCACCGGGAAGGCUCCCACCACCACCAUCAUCACUACCAAGGACACCACAAACACAGCAAGCGCAGCAAGAGCAAAGAGCGUAAGUCAUCAGACAGCAGCAGUAAGCAGCGCUCCGGGGUGGCGGGCUGGUGGAGCUCAGACGAUAACCUGGACAGUGACAGUACGUACCGGACGCCCAGUGUCAUGUCACGCCAACAUGUGGAUCACAUCAGCCACUGCUACCCCGACUCUGUCCACAGCCACUACGGGGACCUGUCGCUCAAGACCUCCAAGAGCAACAACGAUGUGAAGUGUUCCGCGUGUGAGAGCGUGGCCAUGGCUCCUGAAGGGAAGUUCAUGAAGAGGAGCUCCUGGUCAACGCUGACCGUCAGCCAGGCCAAGGAGGCCUACAGGAAGUCCUCCCUCAACCUGGAGAAACCCAUGAUGCCCACAGACAUCAAGCCCAACCUCAGGCCCUGCCACUACCUACAGGUACCUCAGGAUGAGUGGAGUGGUUACCCAGGGGGAGGUAAGGGUGAUGAGAUCCCCUGUCGGAGGAUGAGGAGCAGCAGUUACGUCAAAGCCAUGGGUGAUGAGGAGAGUGGAGAGUCUGACUCCAGUCCCAAGACCUCCCCCGUGAAGACGGUCCGGCCACACUCACUGGUCAAGUCUGUCAUGCAAAGACCGCUCUUAGACUCCCAGAGCUCUUACCGGGUGAAUAAAAUGAACAGUGACGUGUGUAACUACAUCACGAAUUUUGCUGCAGACUUAAGUCAGAGCUUCCAGGUGCAGGCCUCCAGAGACAUGCACCCCCACCCCAGCUUGGCCCUGGAGCCCUCCACCAUCUAUAACUACCGGCAGCCACCUCUCCCAACAGCCCAAUUCCGCUCCAGGAACCAGAGUUACAUGCGGGCAGUCAGCACUCUCAGCCAGGCAAGCUGUGUUAGCCAGGUCAGCCAGGUGAGUGAGACAGAGAUAAACGGUCAGUUUGAGUCAGUCUGUGAGUCGGUAUUCAGUGAGGUGGAAUCUCAGGCUGUGGAGGCUCUGGACCUGCCCGGCUGUUUCCGGACACGGAGCCACAGCUACUUAAGGGCCAUCCAAGCUGGCUACUCCCAGGAUGAUGACUGCAUCCCCAACAUGACCUCCUCCACCCUCACCUCUACCAUCAGGGCCACAACAGGGAUCCAGUUCCGCCUCCCCUCCACCUGCAGCACUGACCGGACGACCCACCAAACCCCAGAGAUCACGUACACAAACAACUACAAGAAGAUGACCCCUCCGCCGGUCCCGCCUCGCUCCACCGUAGGCUCUAAGCCCCUCAUCUCAGUCACGGCUCAGAGCAGCACAGAAUCCACCCAGGAUGCGUACCAUGAGGGCAGACCUCCUCGAGGGUGGGGGGACGCGCUGGGCCUGAGCCUGGGCCGGUCCUUGUAUAACUCCACAGACAGUCUGGACAGUGCCAAGGCGGUGACUAUAGCCAUGGAGGCUGCAGGGGUGAUGUCUGGGAAGAGACACCCGUCCACAGACAGUCAUAGCUCAGUGAUGACCUGUGAUAAAGCCAUCCUGGUGUCCAAGGCUGAGGAGUACCUCAAAACACCACGCUCCUCCAUAGGUAUACAGGUGGAAGCAGCCACCGACUCGGAGUCAGAAACCAAAGGAUCGAGGGAAUACCAUUCUGUGGGGAUCCAAGUAGAAGAAGACAAAAGAGGGCAGGGCAGGUUGAAGCGCUCCAACAGUGUAACAGCCUCCGUUCAGGCUGACAUGGAGAUGGAGGGGUUUCCCACCAUGGAGGACAAGGGCCUACAGUUUGGAGGGGGCUUCCUAGGGGGCCACUCUGAGCCCAGCACGCCUACUCAGUACGGAGUUCGCACCGUCCGCACCCAGGGCAUCUUCAGCUACCGGGAGGACUACCGGACACCCACGGAGCCCCCCAGCCCCCAGCAGACCUCCAGCGAGACCACCUGGCAGCUAGAGCCCCCCUCUCCCAGGGAGCCCUCAGCAUCGUCUGGAGAGUCGGGCCGGGUGUCCCCCGCCUUGCGGAGGGAUGGAAGCUGGUUCAUGCAGCUGCUCCACGCAGAGACCAAGAGGAUGGAGGGAUGGUGUAAAGAGAUGGAGGCAGAGGCAGAGGAGAACGACCUCUCUGAGGAUAUCCUAGGUAAAAUCAGGAGUGCGGUGGGCAGUGCUCAGCUCCUUAUGUCUCAGAAAUUCCAGCAGUUAUACUGGCUUUGUCAGCAGAACCUGGACCCCAGUGCCAUGCCCCGCCCCACCUCUCAGGACCUGGCUGGAUUCUGGGACCUCCUGCAGCUGUCCAUCGAUGACGUCACCACCAAGUUUGACAAGCUGCAGCAGAUAAAGAACAACGACUGGAGGCCCAUAGAGAAGAGCCCUGAGAAGAAGUUACCACCUGCCGUACCAAAGAAGUCCAUGAUCGGGAAGAGAGGCGUGACGCGGGAGAAAUCCCUGGAUCUUCCAGACCGCCACCGCCAGGAGGCACGCAGGAGGCUGAUGGCGGCCAAGCGUGCAGCUUCCUUCCGUCAGAACUCAGUGUCAGAGAGAGCAGACAGCAUCGAGAUCUAUAUCCCUGAGGCCCAGACUCGCCUUUGAGAGGACUGGGACAGGGGUCAGGGGUGAGGGGCGUCUCCCCCUUCAGACUUCCCCUCAACUAGACUCUCCUUUAACUAGCCUUUUUCUAGACUAUCUACUGUACACUUCCCUCCUUUAUCUGUCUCCUCAUGACAGUCAUCAUCUUCUGAGUUCAUCUCCACUCCAGUCCUCGCUAAGUACGAUAUCACAGAACCCCUCAUCCAUUACCAAAUAUGUAUUAGUAGAUGUACAGAACCAGUCAACAGUUUGGACACACCUACUCAUUCAAAGGUUUUCUUUAUUUUUGCUAUGUUAUACCUUGUAGAAUAAUAAUGAAGACAUCAAAACUAUGAAAUAACACAUAUGGAAUCAUGUAGUAACCAAAAAAGUGUUAAACAAAUCAAAAUGUAUUUUAUAUUUGAGAUUUUUCAAAUAGCCACCCUUUGCCUUGACGACAGCUUUGCACACUCUUGGCAUUCUCUCAACCAGCUUCACCUGGAAUGCUUUUCCAACUGUCUUGAAAGAGUUCCCACAUAUGCUGAGCACUUGUUGGCUGCUUUUCCUUCACUCUGCGGUCCAAUUCAUCCCAAACGAUCUCAAUUGGGUUGAGGUCAGGGGAUUGUGGAGGCCAGGUCAUCUAAUGCAGCACUCCAUCACUCUCCUUGUUGGUCAAAUAGCCCUUACACAGUUGGGUCAUUGUCCUGUUUAAAAACAAAUCAUAAUCCCACUAACCGCAAACCAGAUGGGAUAAAAUCAAAUCAAAUCUUAUUGGUCACAUACACAUGGUCACAUACACACAGAUGUUAAUGUGAGUGUAGCGAAAUGCUUGUGCUUCUAGUUCCGACUGUGCAGUAAUAUCUAACAAGUAAUCUAACAAUUUCACAGCCCAACAAUUACAGCCCGACAGGAUGCUCUCGAUUGUGCGUCUGUAAAAGUUUGUGAGUGUUUUCGGUGACAAGCCAAAUUUCUUCAGCCUCCUGAGGUUAAGUGGCGCUGUUGCGCCUUCUUCACCACGCUGUCUGUGUGGGUGGACCAUUUCAGUUUGUCCGCUCCCUCUGCUGUUUCCUGAAGUCCACGAUUAUCUCCUUUGUUUUGUUGAUGUUGAGUGUGAGGUUAUUUUCCUGAUACCACACUCCGAGGGCCCUCACCUCCUCCCUGUAGGCCGUCUCGUCGUUGUUGGUAAUCAAGUUGAGUUGAGUUGGAGGCGUGCAUAGCCAUGCAGUCAUGGGUGAACAGGGAGUACAGGAGAGGGCUGGGAACGCACCCUUGUGGGGCCCCAGUGUUGAGUAUCAAACAUUGCUCAUAUUUCUUGGUUUCCUACCCUUACCACCUGGAGGAGGCCCGUCAGAAAGUCCAGGACCCAAAUGCACAGGGUGGGGUCGAGACCCGAGGUCUCGAGCUUAAUGACGAGUUUGGAGGGCACUACGGUGUUAAAUGCUGAGCUGUAAUCGAUGAGCAACAUUCUUACAUAGGUAUUUCUGUUGUCCAGAUGGGUUAGGGCAGUGUGAUGGCGAUUGCGUCGUCUGUGAACCUUUUGGGGCAGUAAGCAAAUUUGAGUGGGUCUAGGGUGUCAGGUAGGGUGGAGGUGAUAUGAUCCUUGACUAGUCUCUCAAAGCACUUCAUGAUGACUCAAGUGAGUGCUACGGGGCGAUAGUUGUUUAGCUCAGUUAUCUUAGCUUUCUUGGGAACAGGAACAAUGGUGGCCCUCUUGAAGCAUGUGGGAACAGCAGACUGAGAUAGGGAUUGAUUGAACAUGUCCAUAAACAAACCAGCUAGCUGGUCUGAGCAUGUUCUGAGGAUGCGGCUAGGGAUGUCGUCUGGGCCGGCUGCCUUGCGAGGGUAAACACGUUUAAAUAUUUUACUCACGUUGGCUGCGGUGAUGGAGAGCCCGCAGGUUUUGGUAGCGGGCCCUGUCAGUGGCACUGUAUUGUCCUCAAAGCGAGCAAAGAAGUUGUUUAGUUUGUCUGGGAGCAAGAUAUCGGUGUCCGCGACGGGGCUGGUUUUCUUUUUGUAAUGCGUGAUUGACUGUAGACCCUGCCACGUACGUCUCGUGUCUGAGCCGUUGAAUUACGACUCUACUUUGUCUCUACACUGACGCUUAGCUUGUUUGAUUGCCUUGCGGAGGGAAUAGUUACACUGUUUGUAUUCGGUCAUGUUUCCGGUCGCCUUACCAUGAUUAAAAGCAGCGUUUCGCGCUUUCAGUUUUGCACGAAUGCUGCCAUCAAUCCACGGUUUCUGGUUUGGGAAUGUUUUAAUCGUCACCGUGGGUAAAACAUCACCAAUGCACUUGCUAAUAAACUCGCUCACCGAAUCAACGUAUACAUCAAUGUUGUUGUCUGAGGCUAUCUGGAACAUAUCCCAGUCCACAUGAUCAAAGCACUCUUGAAGCGUGGAAUCAGAUUGGUCAGACCAGCGUUGAACAGACCUGAGCACGAGCGUUUCCUGUUUUAGUUUCUGUCUAUAUGCUGGGAGCAACAAAAUGGAGUCGUGGUCAGAUUUGCCGAAAGGAGGGCGAGGGAGUAGUAGCAAUGAUCCAGAAUGCUGCCAGCCCGGGUCGCACAUUCGAUAUGCUGAUACAAUUUAGGGAGCCUUGUUUUCAGAUUAACUUUGUUAAAAUCCCCAGCUACAGUAAACGCAGCCUCAGGAUAUGUGGUUUCCAGUUUACAUCAAUCAAUCAAGUUUAUUUUAUAUAGCCAUUCGUACAUCAGCUAAUAUCUCGAGUGCUGUACAGAGACCCAGCCUAAAACCCCAAACAGCUAGAAUGCAGGUGUAGAAGCACGGUGGCUAGGAAAAACUCCCUAGAAAGGCCAAAACCUAGGAAGAAACCUAGAGAGGAACCAGGCUAUGAGGGGUGGCCAGUCCUCUUCUGGCUGUGCCGGGUGGAGAUUAUAACAGAACUAUGCCAAGAUGUUCAAAAAUGUUCAUAAGUGACAAGCAUGGUCAAAUAAUAAUCAUGAAUAAUAUUCAGUUGGCUUUUCAUAGCCGAUCAUUAAGAGUUGAAAAACAACAGGUCUGGGACAGGUGGCGGUUCCAUAACCGCAGGCAGAACAGCAGCAAGGCCAGGCGGACUGGGGACAGCAAGGAGCCACCACGCCUGGCAGUCCCGACGUAUGGUCCCAGGUCUCAGGUCCUCCGAGAGAAAGAAAGAGAGAAGGAGAAAAUUAGAGAGAGCCAAGAUUUUCAAAAUGUUCAUAAAUGACAAGCAUGGUCAAAUAAUAAUCAGGAAUAAAUCUGUUGGCUUUUCAUAGCCGAUCAUUAAGAGUUGAAAACAGCAGGUCUGGGACAGGUAUGGGUUCCGUAACCGCAGGCAGAACCGUUGAAACUGGAAUAGCAGCAAGGCCAGGCGGACUGGGGGCAGCAGGGAGUCGUCAUGCCCGGUAGUCCUGACGUAUGGUCCUAGGGCUCAGGUUCUCAGAGAGAGAAAGAAAGAGAGAACGAGAGAAUUAGAGAAGGCAUACUUAAAUUCACACAGGACACUGGAUAAGACAGGAGAAGUACUCCAGGUAUAACCAACUGACCCUAGCCCCCCGACACAAACUACUGCAGCAUAAAUACUGGAGGCUGAGACAGGAGCGGUCAGGAGACAUAGAGUCCAAUGAACUUCUUUCAGGGCCGUCGAGGUGUCUGCUUGGCGGGGGGGAAAAACACUGCUGUCAUUAUAAUCAAAUUGAAUUCUCUUGGUUGAUAAUGCGGUCGGCAUUUGAUUGUAAGGAAUUCUAGGUCAGGUGAACAAAAGGACUUGAGUUCCUGUAUGUUGUUAUGAUCACACCACAACUCGUUAGUCAUAAGGCAUACACCAACGCCCUUUUUCUUACCAGAAAGAUGUUUGUUUCUAUCUGCGCGAUCUGUGAAGAAACCGGGUGGCUGUACCGACACUGAUAACGUAUCCCGAGUGAGCCAUGUUUCUGUGAAACAGAGAAUGUUGCAAUCUCUGAUGUCUCUCUGGAAGGCAACCCUUUCUCGAAAUUCGUCUACCUUGUUGUCAAGAGACUGGACAUUGGCGAGUAGUAUACUCGGGAGCGGUGAGCAAUGUGCCUGUCUACGGAGCCUGACCAGAUGACAGCUCCGUCUGCCCCUUCUGUGGCGCCGUUGUUUUGUGUCGCCUACUGGGAUCCGAUUCAUUUUCCUGGGUGGUGGUCCAAAUAGAGGAUCCGCUUCAGGAAAGUCGUAUUCCUGGUCGUAAUGUUGGCAAGUUGACGUUGCUCUUAUAUCCAAUAGUUCUUCCCGGCUGUAUGUAAUAAGACUUAAGAUUUCCUGGGGUAACAGUGUAAGAAAUAAUACAUGAAAAAAAAAUACUGCACAGUUUCAUAAGAACGCAAAGCGAGAUGACCAUGUCUGUCGGCGCCAUGUUGCUAACUGAUGGCGUAUCGCUGCAGAAUGCUGUGGUAGCCAUGCUGGUUAAGUGUGCCUCGAAUUCUAAAUAAAUCACAGACAGUGUCACCAGCAAAGCACCCCACAGCAUCACACCUCCUCCAUGCGGAGAUCAUCCAUUCACCUACUCUGCGUCUCACAAAGACACGGCGGUUGGAACCAAUAAUCGCAAAUUUGGAUUAUCAGACCAAAGGACAGAUUUCCACCGGUCUAAUGUCCAGUGCUCAUGUUUCUUGGCCCAAGCAAGUAUCUUCUUAUUAUUGGUGUCCUUUAGUAGUGGUUUCUUUACAGCAAUUUGACCAUAAAGGCCUGAUUAGGGCUAUCUUCUGUAUACUGUACCACCCCUACCUUGUCCCAACACAACUGAUUGGCUCAAACGCAUUAACAAGGAAAGAAAUUCCAUAAAUGAACUUUUAACAAGGCACACCUGUUAAUUGAAAUGCAUUCCAGGUGACUACCUCAUGAAACUGGUUGAGAGAAUGCCAAGAGUGUGCAAAGCUGUCUUUUUUUUUUUUUUUUUUUGUCAUUUAGCAGACACUCUUAUCCAGAGCAACUUACAGUAGAGUGCAUACAUUUUAUUACAUUUUUACAUACUGAGACAAGGAUAUCCCUACCGGCCAAACCCUCCCUAACCCGGACGACGCUAUGCCAAUUGUGCGUCGCCCCACGGACCUCCCGGUUGCGGCCGGCUGCGACAGAGCCUGGGCGCGAACCCAGCCCAGCCUGGGCGCGAACCCAGAGACUCUGGUGGCGCAGCUAGCACUGCGAUGCAGUGCCCUAGACCACUGCGCCACCUGGGAGGUCAUCAAGGCAAAGGGUAGCUGCAUUGAAGAAUAUAAAAUAUAUUUUGAUGUAACACUUUUUUUGGUUACUACAUGAUUCCAUAUGUGUUAUUUCAUAGUUUUGAUGUCUUCACUGUUAUUCUUCAAUGUAGAAAUAAUAAAGUUAAGAAAAACCCUUGAAUGAGUAGGUCUGUCCAAACUUUUGACUGGUACUGUAUACAUAUAUAAAAAUUGAUUCAUCAUUGGUUUAUCUUCUCCUUGGUUUCCCCAUGAGUUGUUAUUGUUUGUUAGUUUAAUAGUGUUACAUGACGGAAUACACAACUUCAAAAGCUCUCAUUGAAUCAUCCUGGAACGGUAAGUCUGUAUUUUUCAAAAUGUGCAAAGUGCAGCUUUGAAACCUACCGGCAACUAGAGAGAAUGCAAACCCAGUUACAAAUUGAUGACUGCAACUCUUGGAAACCCCUGCAAUUAUCCUACUUUUGUUUCCAAUUGUGCUCAUAAGCUAACAAUCACACAUGAUUGAAGUGAACCUACUUGAAAGUGCUAGUGCUUGAAAUACCUCAACUGUGCAUACCACACUGUAGCUUCUGACCAAGGGACAGGUCAUCCCUUCUGAAACGUCUGUUUUGUGAAAUCACAGUAACCUCUGGUUUGGUCAAUGUUGUCAAUGUUGGAAAAUGCAGCUUUCUACCAAGUCAGGUAGCAGUCAAAGGUUCAAGCGAGCCUCACGGUAGAAAAUGUUAUUUAAAGAUUUCUGAAUCAAGCUCAUUACCUUUCUCCAUUCCAGACUAUCCCCUAGAGUUCCCGAUACUGUUGACAUUUCACAUGUAACAACAUUUACUUGAAGCAGACAACAUGCAAAAAACAUUUUUCACAUAAUAUCAUUGCAGUGGGGGAAGAAAUGCUGUGGAACGUUUGCAUAGUUCUUUAGAUCAAAUAUAUACGUAGAAUAAUGCACUUUUGCACUUCUUAUAAUUCUCUGAUUUUAAAGGGAAAUGUACAAAGUUCACAACACUAUUGUUGUAUUUGAAUUGCAAGAGAGUAAAUUAGUAUUCUUAAUCACAUGGUUGAUUUUUCACCUCGUUUCUCCAUCCCUUCCUACAUAUCAUGUCGCAUCAAAAAAGUACUUCUGUAAUUUUUCCCCUAGAUGUCAACCCGGGAAUAACAGUUUCUAAACAAACAACACUCAAACACACAGGAGUGACAUAUUUUCGUUGAUGAGAACAAAGCUAUCUAUUGUUGAUUAUCUACCAGACACGCGCGGUGUGUGACUGUUUGGGACUGUAGCACGUUAUUACCUUGUAGCGGUUACUCCAAAAGGUAAUAAUGUAAAACAGUCCCAGAGUGAAGAGAUAUGAGGGAAGAAUAAUGCUUUUUGAUCCCCGGCUGAUAGCAAAGACAUGACAAAUGUGAAGUUGGAGAGACUUGAGUUGUUCUCUUGUGUCUGGAUGGUACUGUAGGGAAUAUGAGUCAUUGUUAAACUGGGGUUAUUUUCCUCUCUCACAGCUCAGACAUGCACUCCAGGGGCCUAAUAUGAUUCUGUGAUGUAGACGUUGAGGGGACUGUAGGGUCCCUGGGUAAUAAUGAGACAGAGAAUGGCAGUGACCAGGGUAUGGAUCAGUUCCCAUAAGAUGCUUGAGGAGGCCUGAAAAGCCCUAGAGCUAGAGUUGUUGGGGUGAGGGAUGACGUGUGUUGAUUUGAGGGGCACUUUUGGAAAUUCUUUUUCUGAUUCAAUGCACUGUAGUGGUUAUGAACCAAGUCAGUGGUGUUGCUUUUUACUUAGUCGAUCCAGUACUGGUUAAACAAUCAAUGCAACACUUACAGUAGCACUCUCUUAGCUAUUUGAUACAGCUCAAGUCUGAAAUAUCUAUUUUUGUGACUGAGAAAAUGAUAAUUGUUUAGUUUUGCUAAUAGGCUGCCUACACCUGGCUUCUACUGUAACUGAUCCAGAGAGAGAGAGCGGGAGGGAGGUAGGGAGGGAGAGAGGGAGAGGGAGAGAGAGGAAGAGAGAGAGAGAGAGAAAUAUUCGUUAUAUUGCAGUCAGUACCUUUCAGCAGACUGGAGUCCCUUUGUGUUCUGUUUGGGUUGGAGGAUCGGUCUUGUUGUGGCACUUUGUUGAUGGCUUCAAGAACAUGGGGUAACUGGAGGGUCACCGCAUCUCCAAGUCCACUCGUCUAUCGCUCCGUAGAGACAUGACCCAACUGUUACCCCCUUAGUGGUCCGACAGUAACAGUGUGGCUCAGCAGGGACACACACGCACACACACACACAUACUUUAAUCUCUGUCAUCCUAAAAGAUCAGGUUUUGAUAGCCUUGUCCUGGGGGUCAGUUCAAUUAUAGAUGUUUGGGAACAACACAAAUCAGAUGGAAAUUAUGACUUGUUAUGCAGCAUAUCACAGUUGGUUGCGGGAUACAGAAAAUAGUUCGAUUUUUUUUCAAUAUCAUAUCAUUUCAUCUUUACCUCAUUUGAAUCAGUUAUCUUUCUCUUCCAUGGCUUAAUUUUGUAUCAUGACUAGUUAGUAUAGAUUAAGCGAGUGUGAAUGUGGAAACAUUCCUUUCCAUUGUGAGUGAAGAUCUGGCUUCUGUCUGCAUAAAUCUAUCUGAGUGAUGUGAUGUCAUAUCGUUGGAGGGAGGGAACCAACCUAGCCAAAACUACAGUGCUGUAGCUGCAGUGCACCCUUGUGUGUCGUGCAGGAAGCCAGGAUCUGUGUUGGCAGGUUAGCAAUGUUCCCCUGCUGUUCCUACAGUUGUACGCAGACAGACGUGCAGCAGUGGCAGAGAAAGACUCACACGGACACAUGCUGACCUAGGUGAGGCUGGGAUCUCUGCUUUGAAGUCUAACCGCUGUUGUUCCAUCAUGCUGCAAGGCUGUUCUGUAGUUAUAGAAUCUGACAGUGUUGGUGAGCUUUUCUCAUAUACUGUAGUAUGUGAUGACAGAGAAAGGGGGGCUUACGUAAGUGACAUCCCUUAAAGGUCCUUGGAAAGAUCAACCAGACAGCCUCAAAGGUCCUUGGAAGCAAAAGUGCUGAUGAUUGUACUCUACUGCCUCUACUGUUGAAGAUGACAGGGUAAAGUACAUAGUGAUCACAGCACUGUAUGGCUUAUAUAUAUCUGGUUUGUUUCAAUAUCAGCCCUGGCAUCCCUGGAGGAUACACACUCUGACAUGAUCUCUGCUUCUUUUACAGUGUGUCACUGAAAUGACAGAGGUGUGUGUAUACUUAUAUGCAAAUUCAUCAGGGUUUGUGUGUGUGCGUGCAAGAGUGUGCAUUUGCUUUUAUGAGUGUGUGCCAAAUAUUGUAACUUUCCUUCUCUAUUGUUUGCCUUGAUGGGACAGCUGUCCUCUACUUGGUGGUUCCUAAUCUACAGUACAAUUUCCAGUUGGAUUCCAUCCAGACAACCCUCAAUACUCAUAGAAGCAUUAUGAAUGGUGACAUGGCCUAAGGUAUGACAAGUAGCCCAGGCAGAGAGCUAGCAACUCAGAUUGAAAGCUCAGAUUCAAUCUAACCACAAUGGAUUUAGCAGCAUAUUCAUGCAUAACUUAGAUUUUUUUUCAAUUCUUUAUAUGUCUGUGUGAUGAGUGUUUGAAAGGUCGAGGAAAUAAAAAGUGGAAUACAAAAAUGUACAAGGAGGAUCGGAGGAGUUAUAGUGGAUGUUCAGUAUUGAAAAGCAUGCUGCAUAUGUUUUACUACCAUUCCAUUCAUGAGAAGAAUUCGUUCUGUGCUCUGCAUUUGAAUUACUCAUUAUAGAGUUACAUUUUAUACAUACCACUACCAGUGCCAUUUAUAGAAUAACAAAUUGUGCCAUAUUCUAAAAUCGUAUUCUCAAUCCUGCCACAGACAACCAUUGGUUCUCUACUGUUGGUUUACCUUAGUCCAGAUCUAUUUAGGGUAAACUGCCUACAUUUGUUGUACCUGUAAGUAUAACAGUGCCAAUUUAGUCCAUUAGAUGGCGCCCAAGUUCUUUUUUUCAGUUAUUAAUGUAUAAUUAUUUUUAACAUGGGAUUUAUAAUAUUGUUUUCCCUUGAUUUAUUACACCAUAUCCUUUCCAUGCCCACAUAUUAUUUCCACUGUAUGUCCAAAUGGGUAACCCUUGCAGAACACACACAACCAGACAGUUCUAGUCAUUCAGCUAUAACCAGCCAAACAAUGAGACCCUGUGUUUUUCCAGGCUUUAAUCAAAUCAAGUCAAAUGUCUAUGGGACAUAGUGUCAGCUGGUGUGGUUGAGGGUGUAAAAUGACUGCUCAUUGGGUAUGAAUUCAGAAGGAAACAAAGUCUCUGGUAAAUGUGGCAUGUAGUUUGUUUUACAUUUGAUUUAUUUUGUCAUCUUCAUUUUGACUAUAGAUAAAACAGUCUGAAACUGAUACCACAGAUUAAAGUAGUAUUUUGUUUAGUUUCAUUCUAAUGAAGGCAGCAGAAAAAUAACUGCAAUAUUCUUUAAGCAAAUGUAGAACCCCCACCUACUGUACUUUACCUCUUUCCCCAACAUGUUUCAUCGGUGACUAGGACAGUUCCUCUUCAUCGAUGGCCACACUACUGGUUUGGCCUUGUUUUGUCUAUCUGCUUUGGAACACUACUAUUUAUGAGGGGUCUUUUUCUUGGCAACAUCUUGGAGAAAACACGAAGAUGACACACUGAUACACCACUUCCUGGAUCUCGGAAAGUGAAAUGACUAGACAAAUUCAAAAGGUAGUUAUUUAGCUAAACUAUUUUCAUCUCUUGUAUAUCAUAUCUAUAGUGAGGAUGAAUAUAAUGCCAAAUAUUAUUUAUUUGUAAAGAAAUAUAUAUAAUAAAUAUAUUAAUAUAUGAUAUAUGCCUCAUUGAAACAAUUUUUUGGGCUUUUACUUGUGUUUUGUUAUCAAUUUGUUACUUUGUUCGGGUUAUUUUGAUAAACUGUUGUGAUAGCAUGCAAAAUACUGAUACUGAAUGUAUGAUUUGUUUAUUCAUUGUCUUUUUGUAUUGACACUGUUACAUUGAUAUUUGUAUUUGUUCACCUGUUCAGCAAAGAUGCAUUUAUAUAUGUUUUAUAUGUUGAAAUGUUUACUGAUUUUGUUGUUGUUCUUUUUUUUAAUCUCUGUUAUUUUAAACACAUCACAACUGCAUUUAUUUUUUUUUACAAACAUUUUACAAAUUAACACUUUGAAGAUUUUGCCUCUUAAAAGUAGUUUAAUCAUUGCUGAUAUCAUCUGAUGUAAAUACUUCUGCAAUUAAUUUUUUUAUGAAAAACAUUUAAAAGUUGGAGAGGGA